Fukomys damarensis (Damara mole-rat) is the source of this 989-nucleotide messenger RNA. RefSeq names its product triggering receptor expressed on myeloid cells 2 (gene Trem2). Bases 102 to 797 code for a protein of 231 amino acids. The record is from RefSeq and is a predicted model, not a curated record. The transcript has 5 exons. Gene Ontology annotation, cellular component: cell surface. Gene Ontology annotation, molecular function: signaling receptor activity. NCBI's taxonomy places the organism in Eukaryota, Metazoa, Chordata, Mammalia, Rodentia, Bathyergidae.
CGCCCGUCCUGAAUCACAGGGUUCCUGUGGGCUGCACUGUUCCAGGGAAACACCAGCGCUUGCACAGGGCCCCGUGGUGUCUGCCCUGGACCGGAGGUGGCAUGGAGCCUCUCCAGCUGCUCCUGCUGCUCUUUGUCGCAGAGCUGUCCGGAGCCCACAACGCCACGGUGUUCCAGGGCGUGGCGGGCCGGUCCCUGCAGAUCUCCUGCCCCUACAACCCCGCAAAGCACUGGAGCCGCCGCAAGGCCUGGUGCCGGCAGCCGCACGAGGAGGGCCGGUGCCAGCGCGUGGUCAGCACGCACAGCCUGUGGCUGCUGGCCUUCCUGCAGAGGCGGAACGGGAGCACGGCCAUCGUGGAUGAUGUCCUGGGCGGCACCCUCACGGUGACACUGCGGAACCUCCAAGCUCACGACGCCGGCCUCUACCAAUGCCAGGCCCUCCACGGCAGUGAGGCGGAUACGCUCCAGAAGGUGCUGGUGGAGGUGCUGGAAGACUCCCAGGAGUGGCGGGAAGACGUGAACAUCUGGGGCCCCGAGGAGGAGUCUGAGGCCUUUGGCGGUGCCCAGGUGGAGCAGAGCAUCUCCAGCCUCCCGGGGGAGACCCCCUUCCCACCUGCCGCCAUCCUCCUUCUGGCCUGUGUCUUCCUCAGCAAGCUUCUCAUUGCCGGGGUCCUCUGCGCUGUAGGCCGGCGGAGGCGAAAGCUGGGGACACCUCUGGCCAGGGAGCUGGACGGUGGCCACGACCCAGGGCACCAACUCCACACUCUGACAGGUGCACCGGGACCAGGGGACGCGUGAGAGAAAGGACCCCCGGCCUGGGACCACCUGGCCCUUGCGCUCACCCUUUGGCCGCCAAGCCUCCUGGAUCUCCUCUGCUACAGCAAGGGGCCACUCUGCCCGCACUGAGCUCGUGUGUUCGUGCGUGCACGUGUGUGAUAGGAGUGGUUGCCUGUGAACUCCUGGCUUUGGACAUUAAAAUGCUUACAAACC